AUGCCACUCGGCGACACGGAAUUCGCAUCGACAAACCGGGAUGGCCACCUCGACGAUGGCGACGACAGCAGGGUCAUUGAGAGGAGCAAUGUCGAGCGACGUCGCUACCGCUUGGUGAGGCUGCCGAAGAUGUACACGCCUGGACACCGGAAGCGUUACCUCGUCUUGAGCUUGGACAACAUUGCAGGCUCGCUGAUGUUGAGCAACUUGCUAUACGAGCGCAUUGAUGGAGCCACAAGUUCACGUGAUGUUUACCUCAACUUUGGAGCGCUAACCAGACACUUGAGCGGCAGUAACCUGGUGAAGUUCCAACUAGCCACCUACAACAAGACAAGUCCGUGCGUCGCCCAUGCGCUGGAGAGAUUUGGCUGGAAAACAAAGUCCGUAGCGAGCGCUGAUAAGACAAUGUACAAGGAGUUGAUGGGGCAGCUAUACAAAGGAGCGGUGAACUCCAACGGGAAGACCCUGGUCUUGGCGACAGGCGAUGGGUGUCUCGGUACUUGCAAUACGAACGCGUAUCGUGAGAUCAUUUGCAUGUUCUUGAAGGAAGGCUGGUAUGUGGAGAUCCACGCGUGGCUGUACGCCCUGAACAACGGGUACCUGCGGCUGCAAAAAGAGCAUCCUGGUCGCGUGGUGGUGAAGCCUCUGGACGACGUCAUCUGCGAGUUGGCUCAGCCGAAUGAGCGAGGAUGCCGGCCCUGGUCGUCAGCUGACUCCAUGAACAAGACCUCGCCAACUGAAAACAGUCAUAUCGAAGCUCGUCCCUAUGCGCACCCCACUCAGCCAGCGUAUCGUCGACCUGUGGGCGCACCAGAAGCUUGGAGUCAACGCGCCAGGGCUCCUGCGUCUGGCAAUGCAUCGGUUUGGCCCGCGUCGCUGGCGGAGCGUCUGUGCAGAGCGCCCUCGACCCAGCACCGCCUUAAUCCCGCGCCUAAAGCGACACCGUCUCCACCUUCUUGGGCAGCAGUGGUCACGGAAGGCCGAACGCCUCGCACAGCGACACCUCCAACAGAGAACUCGUCGCCGGGGUCGUCGGUCUCUGAUCUCGGUGGGUUUUCACACGCUGAAGAACCUUUGUCACCGACGACAUUUGGUUGGCCGCCAGCUGCGUGGCGCCCUCCCGCUACGCCGCCGCUCCGUCCCCCAGUGCAGACGCUGCGCUUGUCGCCCAUGCACUCCGGACUGAUGUGGAGUCUGCAGCUACAGCAGAUGCAGGACCUGCUUUCGUCGCAGCAGGCCGACCUCGCCAUGCGGCAGACCGUUUUGCGCCAGACGACCGAGAUGAUGCGCUUGAUGCGCGAGCAGGAGCAGCGCUGGCCGUCGGAUAGCGGCGCCUAUCGCCAGGCGAGAGACCCACUCAACCCGUGGGCCGGCGCGCGGGGGUUCUUAACGUAG
Molecule: messenger RNA, 1395 nt
Organism: Phytophthora sojae
Lineage: Eukaryota; Oomycota; Peronosporomycetes; Peronosporales; Peronosporaceae
Exons: 1
Coding region: 1-1395 (464 amino acids)
Source: RefSeq, a predicted model, not a curated record